UUGUUUGAUUGCAAAAUUUCUUCUUUUCAAGGAAAUCAUUCGUGAGCUUUCGUGUUUCGUGAAACUCUGUUUGUCCCUUAGCUUCGUCGGAUUAUUCUAAUCCGUCUUCCACCUGAAAAUAUGGCAGAUUGAGAGCACGAGAUGUGAUGUGCCCACCUGCAAUGAUCACUCUGCAUCUUCCUAUCUUCACCUGUUUCUAUAUAUAUAUCACUGUCAAGCGCUUUUCAUUCUAAGAUAACAUUCCAUUUCGUGUGAGAAUUAGUGCAAAGAAGCUCCGAGUCGGUAGUACUUUUCGGAAGUUUUAAGAUUAUUAGAUCGAACAUCGCCUCGUCUAUUGUUCGUCUGGGUAGCUGAAGAAGUUCGGGUCUCGGCAAAAGCUCUAGUUGGCCAAUUGCGACCAAGAUUCUCUAAGCGAUCAGCACAGGACCCGAUCAGCUUGGCCUAUAAGUAAUUAAUGGAGGGUGGCCAUCACUAUUUCAGUUGGAACAGCAGCUCACUGCCGAGCAUAGGAAAUGUGUUAGAAGACGAGGAGGACGGGGAGCUGAAAUCGGUCCAGCAGUUGCCUGCUAUCCCUCAGCCUCAAACACCCAAUGAGCCCAUGGAGUUCUUGUCGAGGUCGUGGAGCCUGUCUGCUUCGGAGAUCUCAAAAGCUCUGGCUCAGAAACAGAGCAACCUUAAACUCGACAUCAAUCUCAGCACGGUUCCGGAAGGCCCGGUGGAUCCUCAGCAUCUCGCAAUGAAGGUCAUGAACUCAACCAGUGCUCCAAGGACAGGAUCGUUCGGGAAAUGGUUCCACCACCACCACCACCACAGAGAAACAAAUACGAGCAGCACUUCAAUGAAUAGGAAAGAUAAAGCCCGGUUCGAGAACGCUCAUUUGCACUCAGCUCUGUCAGUUGCUGGUCUAGCAGCUGGCCUGGCUUCAGUGGCUGCUGCUCAGGCCUCUGGUGACUCGAGAAUGAGCAUAGCCUUGGCCUCAGCCACGGAACUGUUAGCUUCUCAUUGUGUUGAACUGGCUGAGACAGCUGGAGCAGACCAUGAAAGAGUAGCUUCUGUUGUUAGAUCAGCUGUGGAUAUUCAAAGCCCGGGGGAUCUCAUGACUCUUACUGCAGCAGCUGCCACAGCUUUACGAGGAGAAGCAGCUCUGAAAGUAAGAAGGCCAAAAGAAGCUAGGAAGAACGCCACAAUUAGUCCCUAUGACAGGGGAAUAGCGGAAGCGCAUGUUGCAGCUGAUGCUACCUCUUUCCAUGGCACCGGCCGAGAAGACGGUCUUCCCUGUGAAGGUGAACUUCUGCAGCACACACAAAAAGGGGUGUUCCAAUGGAAGAAUGUCUCUGUCUACAUGAACAACAAAUCUCAGGUCAUACUCAAGAUCAAAAGGAAACACGUCGGAGGAGCUUUCUCGAAAAACAGUAAAUGUGUUGUUUAUGGAGUCUGCGAUGGAACUUCUGCCUGGCCCUACCGAAAAGAGAGGGAAUACGACGAGGAAAUCUUCUUCGGGCUGAAAACCGGGCAGGGACUUCUGGAGUUCAAGUGCAAGAACAAGGCUCAAAAGCAAAGAUGGGUGGAUGUGGUUCAGAGGCUUCUUCGACAGGCUCAGCGGGUUGAGUUGACCGAGUGCUCUCUGCAACUCUUAAACAUGAACGGCAGUUCGAGUAUAUGAUUCCUUUUCACAAAAACUUCGGUUCCGGAUAGUUGUAUAUGAAUCAGAGGAUGUCUCUUCAUAUGAGAGGGAACAUAUAGUAAGAGCAGUAUAAUGUACUACUUUUCUCCUUCGGGUCUCGCUCCUUGGCGGGAAGAACCCAGCUUAUACGAUAGCCAGCAGCAGGAGUGAAAGUUCAACAACUGAGGAAAAUAUGGGAAUUAAGUCGAGAAAAUAAUCGGGAUAGUGUGAAAUUAGAGAAUGUGAUGUACAUACAAAUACAGCCUCUUAAUUCAGCUUUUGUAAUCCUGUUAGAAAACAACGGUUUUGUUUUGUUCGUAAGGCAAAACCCGAAGUUCGCAGUAUGAUUUUACUGCUUUUAUGAGGCA
Punica granatum (pomegranate) is the source of this 2031-nucleotide messenger RNA. The record is from RefSeq and is a predicted model, not a curated record. Lineage: Eukaryota; Viridiplantae; Streptophyta; Magnoliopsida; Myrtales; Lythraceae.